CUCUCCUUCUACACCAAAAGGUGCCAUCCUCACUUUCUCUCUCUCUCUCUACAUUCAUCCGUUUUAUCUGCAUUUCUUGGAUUCAUCUAGAGAGAGAAAUCUCAUUCAAAAAUGGAGGAUAUCGAUGAUCUACCCAAAAAUCCAGCAAAUUACACAGCUUUAACUCCUUUAUGGUUCUUAGAAAGAGCAGCUACUGUUCAUCCCAACAGACCUUCUGUCAUCCAUGGCCGCGUUCGCUACACUUGGCGCGAUACUUACCGUCGCUGCCGCCAAUUCGCAUCCGCUCUUUCUCGUCGUUCUAUUCGUGCUGGUUCGACGGUGUCAAUAAUUGCUCCUAACGUUCCAGCCAUAUAUGAGGCUCAUUUUGGUGUUCCGAUGUCAGGAGCGGUGCUGAACACAGUCAAUAUUCGUCUCAACGCACAAACUAUUUCUUUCUUGCUCGGCCAUUCUGCGUCAGAGGUUGUAAUGGUCGAUCAAGAAUUCUUUACUUUGGCAGAGGAAGCUUUAAAAAUUUUAUCUGAUAAAGGAAACUUUAAACCACCAAUUCUGAUUAUCAUAGGUGAUGAAAGUUGUGACCCUAAAACACUCCACUAUGCAUUGAGCAAAGGCGCCAUUGAGUAUGAGAAGUUUCUUGAGACAGGCGAUCCAGAAUUUGCGUGGCAACCACCAAAAGAUGAGUGGCAGAGUAUUACAUUAGGUUAUACUUCUGGUACAACAGCUAGCCCGAAGGGUGUGGUCUUGCAUCAUCGUGGUGCUUAUGUCAUGGCCUUAAGUUGUGCUAUGGUUUGGGGGAUGACUGACGGAGCUAUUUACCUUUGGACUCUACCUAUGUUCCAUUGUAACGGAUGGUGCUAUACUUGGACUUUAGCUGCUGUUUGCGGGACAAGUAUAUGUCUUAGACAGGUGACUGCUAAGGGGGUUUAUGAAGCCAUUGCCAACAAUGGCGUGACUCAUUUCUGUGCAGCUCCUGUGGUGCUCAACACUAUUGUCAAUGCAAGAAAAGAGGACACAAUCCUUCCUCUGCCACGUGUUGUGCAUGUCAUGACAGCUGGUGCUGCGCCGCCACCUUCUGUGCUCUUUGAAAUGUCGCGUCGUGGCUUCCGUGUUGCUCAUACCUACGGGCUUUCUGAAACUUACGGGCCCUCUACUAUAUGCGCAUGGAAACCCGAGUGGGACUCUCUCCCGCCAGAUGAACAAGCCCGUCUUAAUGCAAGGCAAGGUGUUAGGUACAUUGGUUUGGAAGGCCUCGAUGUAGUCAAUACACAGACCAUGAAACCAGUACCUGCUGACGGAAAGACUGUUGGAGAGAUAGUUUUCCGAGGUAAUGCAGUUAUGAAAGGUUACUUGAAGAACCCAAAAGCUAAUGCAGAGGCUUUUGCAAAUGGGUGGUUCCAUUCUGGGGAUUUGGCUGUGAAGCACCCAGAUAACUAUAUUGAAAUCAAAGACAGAUCAAAGGACAUCAUCAUAUCUGGUGGUGAAAAUAUAAGUAGUGUGGAGGUAGAAAAUAUCCUCUACUUCCACCCGGCUAUAUUAGAAGUAUCGGUGGUGGCAAGACCUGAUGAAAGGUGGGGUGAAUCUCCAUGCGCCUUUGUGACAUUGAAGCCUGACAUUGAUCAAAAGGAUCAGCAGCGUGUGGCUGAUGACAUCAUGAAGUUUUGUCGGUCUAAAAUGCCCGCUUACUGGGUUCCGAAAUCUGUUGUUUUCGGUCCAUUGCCAAAGACCGCAACUGGAAAGAUCCAGAAACAUAUAUUGAGGACCAAAGCUAAAGAAAUGGGACCUGUGAAGAAGAGUCGGCUGUAAGUAUACUAUAACUUUUUUAAAUUAUUUUUUUAAUGGUUUUUAUUGAUCAAAUAAUACGAGCUUGCGAAUUGCUAUGGUACAACAUUGUACUCUCCCCCCUCCCCGAGAAUAUGCAAAAAAAAAAAAAAAAAGAGAUGGUUCGGUCUUUGUAAAAUGCCUUUGUCGUUGUAAUAUAAUGCUAUAAGUGUUGUUUUUGAUGUGACAUUGACCGAACAAAUUGUACUCAUGUAAUUUUAUUGUGGUAAUUUUGAUGGUUGGUUUUUUAAA
Molecule: messenger RNA, 2067 nt
Organism: Amaranthus tricolor (Joseph's coat)
Lineage: Eukaryota; Viridiplantae; Streptophyta; Magnoliopsida; Caryophyllales; Amaranthaceae
Product: acetate--CoA ligase CCL3
Exons: 3
Coding region: 112-1800 (562 amino acids)
Source: RefSeq, a predicted model, not a curated record